ACCAGUGCCCACCUGGCUAUGCUUGUCCAGCUGGAAGUGCAGAGCCAGAGAUCUGCAGUCCAGGCUCAUUUCAGGCUUUGUCUGGACAGUCAGUUUGUGAUAGCUGUCCACCUGGUUUUUACUGCCUGGAAGGCUCUGCUGUUCCUUCUCCAUGUCCGGUGGGUUAUGUCAGUCGAUUAGCUGACAGGAUGUCCCUGAGCCACUGCUCUCCUUGCCCCUCUGGCUACUUUUGUAACAGUGAUGCUCUGACAGAACCGUCUGGACUCUGCAGCCCAGGACAUUUUUGUUCCCAGGGUUCCACCGAGUCUUCACCUGUCUCCCAGCCGUAUGGGGACGUUUGUCCUUUGGGACACUUCUGUCCUCAGGGAAGUGGGUCACCCAAACCUUGUCCUGUUGGCAGUUUUCUUCCAGAACCUGGAGCUUUAUCCGUCUCUCAAUGCCGCCCUUGCCCUCCAGGGAAAUACUGCCUUAUUCCUGGAGCCUCACAACCCUCAGGUUUAUGUCACGCCGGUUUCUUCUGUGCUGGUGGUGCUGAUAGCCCCACACCGCAAGCAAACUCUUCCAUGUCAAAAUGUCUUGUGGACAUCCUGGACUCUUACUCGAUGGAAAUAGACUUGGUCUUGUGGACGUACAACCUGUCCUGCUCCAACUUUUCUUCUAGAUCUGCUGCAGGGGGAAACACUACCUGGAUCAAAGUAGCCGCGAUGCCUCUGGCAGAUUCUGAUCACAAUGCGAAUCGCUCAGCAGAACAUCUCAAGAGUCCACAUUAUGCAUGUUCCACCUACCGAGGAGAUAUAUGUCCUAAGGGUUUCUAUUGUCCUUUGGGAACCGCUUAUCCUAAGCUCUGUGAUGUCGGAUUUUACUGUAACCAGACGGGUCUAACGGCACCAGCAGGGCCGUGCCUGGGUGGCUAUUUCUGUCCCUGGGGGUCCUCAGACGCUUACGUCAACCCGUGCCCCUCUGGACAUUACUGCCCAGUUGGAACGCCUCUUCCCAAGCCAUGCCCCCUAGGAACCAUUAAAAGUUUCCUCGGUGGAUCCACAGUGGAGACAUGUCAGCCGUGUCCUCCGGGUCACUUCUGCAAUCAAAGAGGCGGGACUGAGCCAAGCGGCCACUGUGUGGAGGGCUACUAUUGUCCUGAAGGACAGACCUCUCAGAGACCACAACCUCAUGUCUGCUCACUUGGACAUUAUUGUGAGAAGGGCAGUGCAAGACAGACACCCUGCAUUCCUGGCAGCUACCAGCACAGACGGGGCCGAGGGACCUGCGAAACGUGCCCUCCUGGCUUCUAUUGUCAAGAUCAGGGAAUGAGUCACCCGCUUCCCUGUGAAAGAGGACAUUACUGCCCCUCUGCCUCAGCAAGUCAACGUCCCUGUCCAUCAGGGACCUAUGGAAACUUGUCAGGACUUGCAGAGCAGUCCCAGUGCACACCGUGCGACCCCGGCAUGUACUGCAAAGGAGCAGGUAGGACUUUCCCCAGUGGGCUUUGUGCUGAGGGGUACGUUUGUGUCGGCGGCGCCUUUGAGCAUUCGCCAUCAGACAGUCUGACAGGAUUCCCAUGUCCUCCUGGGCAUUACUGCCCCAUGGGGACUUCUGCACCAAAACCGUGCCCUAAAGGAACAUACAGUGAGCAGAGUGGGCUUGGAGACAUUUCUCAGUGUCAGAGCUGCAGUCCUGGUUUUUACUGUUCAGAACCUGGUCUCUCUUCAGUCUCCGGUCCCUGCCUCCCAGGUUUCUACUGUCUAGAGGGUUCUCAGUCUGCUUCUCCAGGGUCAGGUGACUUUGCAGGUAUUUGUCCAGCAGGCCACUACUGUCUGGAAGGCACCAGUGUUCCCUUACCCUGCCCAGCUGGUUUCUACCAGAAUAAUCCUGGAAGCAAAGACAAAGAUGACUGUAAACCCUGCCCACCUGGCUGGUUCCAGGAUUUGCCGGGGCAGACAGAGUGUAUUCCCUGCCCUGCGGGAUUCCACUGCCAGCCUCUGAGUCCUGGUCCCACCAGAGGGACUUCUCUCGGAGUUUCCAGUCCUCUGCCCUGCCCAGCUGGACACAUCUGUCCCAGAGACAGCCUGGACAAUCAGCCUGUUCCGUGCCCUAAAGGAACCUACAGCUCCAGCCAGGGUCUUAUCUCUACAGGUCAGUGCUUAAUGUGUCCGGCAGGCCAUUUCUGCGGAUCCGAAGGUUUGGUGGAGCCCUCAGGAUCGUGUGCGGCAGGUUUUCUGUGUCUGAUGGGUGCAAAGGUGCCAAAUCCAAGCGACAACAUGACAGGAUCUCUCUGUCCGCCGGGGAUAUUCUGCCAACGGGGGCUUAGAGCAGGUGAUUGCCAGGCAGGGUUUUAUUGUGACUGGGGGUCCACCAAAGCAGAUCAGGCUGUGUGCCCAGCUGGUUUCUUUUGCCCCAGUGGAACAGCAGUCCCCUUAGCCUGCCCUCCAGGAACGUUCAGCUCCGAAACGAGCAACACUCACCAAGACAACUGCACCGCCUGUACACCUGGUUACUACUGUCAAGAUGAAGGUACUCUCCAGCCUGUACUUUGUCCUGUUGGACAUUACUGUUCUGCGGGGCAGAUUUUAGGGCAUGCGUUUCCUUGCCCACCUGGCACAGUACAGAGGAGGCUUGGAGCGUCCAGUCCUGAUGCUUGCAGUCCCUGUCCUGCGGGAAUGUUCUGCUCUCAGUUUGGUCUGUCACAGCCCUCAGGUCUGUGUCAGGAGGGAUAUUUCUGCCCUGCAGGAUCAACCAGCCCAAACUCCACCGAAAGUCAGAGUAAUUCAACCAACCACCAUCUCUGUCCAUCUGGCCACUACUGUCCAUCUGGCAGUGGUCAUCCUCUGCCUUGCCCUGUUGGCUCUCUUGCCAUUUCUCAAGGACUAAAAGCGGCAGAAGAAUGUCCGCCCUGCCCUCCUGGAUUAUAUUGCGACAGUCCUGCAAUGUCCGACCUCUCUGACGCUUUGCCAUGUCACGCUGGAUAUGUUUGUUUGAGUGGAAGCUCCAGCCCCUCUCCAUCCGACGGCUCCCAUGGCUACCCCUGCCCUGCUGGCUACAGCUGUCCUGUUGGCUCAGCGCGAGAAGUGCCCUGUGAAGCUGGCACUUACAGUCCUGCUCCCGGAGCAGCUCGCUGCUUGGCCUGCCUGAGAGGAACCCUGUGUCCCUCUUCAGCUACUCGAGAGCCCUCCACCUGCCCAGCCGGCCAUUUUUGUCCUGCUGGGACAGUGGUGCCUCAGGCAUGCCCUAUAGGAACUUUCAAUAACCAAACAGGAGCUCAUUCGCUCUCUGCCUGCUUGCCGUGUCCUUCUGGGGUCUACUGUAGCUUACGUGGAGCUUCUGCUCCGCACGCUCCAUGUUUGCAGGGCUACUUUUGCCAAGGUGGAGCUACAGUGCCGACACCCGAGAGCUCCGAAACCUUCCUGAGGAACGGCCUCUGUCCGGUGGGACACUACUGUCCAGCAGGGUCUCUCACCCCACUCCCAUGCCCCGCUGGGAGUAUCCGCAACGCAACUGGAGGCGUUUCCAUGGAAAGCUGCUUCGCCUGUCCUGCUGGCCACUACUGCUCCUCCGAGGGCCUCGCUAGCCCCAGUGGUCCAUGCUCUGCUGGGUUUUAUUGUCCAUUUGACUUCUCCUCAACUACUCCAUAUGCCUUCCUCUGUCCCAAGGGCCACUUCUGUCCUGAGGGAUCAGCGUUGGCCUUGCCUUGUCCUACCGGAGAGUACCAACCGAACCCGGGCUCCGAGAACUGCGUCCCGUGCCGACCUGGAUUCUUCUGUGAGGAGGCCGUGGUGGGAGACCCGUGGCCCUGCCCCCCAUACUCGUUUUGCCCUGCAGGGACAAUGGUGCCACAGCCCUGUCCUAACGGGACGUACACCCAUUCCAACCAGACUGGGCUACAGGAAGAGGAGGAGUGUUUGCCUUGCCCUCCAGGGAGGUUCUGCAGGGCUGGUAAGAUCCAGGGAGUUUGCGCUGCAGGAUAUCUGUGCAUUUCUGGGAGUGCAGAGUUCACCCCUCAGGGGUCAAUGUCUAACAUGACCCACUGCCGGUGGGGUGUGCAGUGUGCCGGCCCAUGCCCACCAGGCUUUUAUUGCCCUGAAGGUGCAGAACAGGCGCAGCCGUGUCCUGCAAACACAGUCAGGAGCUUCGCAGGGGCAGUGAGUCUGAAGGACUGCUUACCCUGCCCUCCGCAGUAUUGGUGCAAACCUGGAGAUCCAGCCAUUCACCUGUGUCCGCCUGGUCAUUACUGUGACGGUCUGCCCGGCAGUGACUUCAGCGGUGGUACCGGACCCCGGCCGUGCCCCGUAUUUACUUACCGAGCUUCCCCAGGAGCGGGCAGCAAGGGUGACUGCCUGCCCUGUCCUCCUGGUUCGCACUGCAACACCACAGGACUUACAGAGUAUACCAGUAGUCCCUGCCCGCCUGGCUUCUGGUGCAGUGGGACCGGACCCCCCAUCCUCUGCCCAGCAGGGACCAAGAGGCCGCUUCCUGGAGCCGCUGCACCCAACCAGUGUGAACUGUGUGCAGGGGGAACCUUCUGCCCAGACCCUCGCGUGACAGGAAAGCCCAACGUGGAAGGAAUCCCCUGCAGAGCCUCAUAUCAAUGUCCCGUUGGUGCAGUUUCAGAGAAGUUAUGCAGAGCUGGCUCGUUCUGUGGACCUCAGACUGCUGAGCCUCAAGUGUGUCCAAAGGGUUAUAUUUGUCCCGAGGGAUCGUAUUCGUACGACACCACUAAACAACUAUGUCCGUUUCCCUACUACUGCCCUGCCAACAGCUCUGCCAUGAAAUCCUGCUCUGGAGGAUCCAUGCCUGUCAGCACGAGCGCUCUCAGAGGGUCACACAGCAGCAGCUGUAGCUUGUGUGAAGGUGGCACUUAUCGUCUGUAUCUUUCCCCGAGUCUGCAGUGCCUCCCAUGUCCACCGGGAUAUUACUGCCCUCCAGGCACAGAAGAUUACAAAGCUCAUCCCUGCCCUUUUGGACAUGUAUGUGGGAAGGGUUACGCCCAGCCGAUGUCCUGUCCACCAGGCACGUUUGGUAACCGUACCCGUGCAGAGAAACUGGACGACUGCCACCCUUGUCCAGCCAACACUUUUAACCACCUGCCUGCCCAGAAGGCUUGCUUUCCUUGUGGCAGCUCCUCCUUCUCAACACCUGGUUCCGUCUCGUGUACCUGCGUCGGGGAGAACCGGGCUUUCCAGUAUUCUGAUGGGUCGUGUCUGUGCAGAACCGGUUUCAUCUACUACAACGAGCUGGACUUUAAAAGCUCUACUUCUGACAGUGGAUUAGACUGCCAGCCUGAGGUGAGCAGACGGUGCAGCACAGGAGAAAUUCGAGUAGCUGCAUCCAGAGAGUGUGUCUCGCCCUCCCUCCACUCCUGUAAUAUCACCUGUGGAUCACAUGGAGGAAUCUUGGAUGUGGAGAUGGGCAUCUGUCGGUGUGAGCGAUAUGUGUCCGCCGAGGAGAUUUGCAAUGCUUCCUGCCUCUUCAGGCUGCCUCAGCUGUCUGCCGAGCUCACGCAGGACGGCGACUUGCAGCUCAGCCUUAGGGAAAGAGACAGCAGGGUCUGGGCGAGGAAAAUAGAAAAUGUUUUGGGUCCUGACAUCCACGCACAGACAUCUGGAAGAGUUCACCUAGUGCAGUUUACCUCUGAAGGACUCUUUGGUUGGAUUCCCCUCCAAAGAGAUCUUGUCAAUCUUUUCCUUUCAGAACCAAUUGAUAUUCUAAAUACAAGAAAGAGGAGAGACACUGAAGAUGACGAGAAUAAAACUGAUGCCCUUCCUCGGAUCCCGAAUCCUAUCGCCUGCCUUUACUUGGGUGACAUGCUGGUUUUUCAUCUUACCAUCAACCACACUGAUCGCCCUCUAAGCCACUUCCCAGUGUACCAGAAGGACCACCUGUUUAACAGUAACCCAAGCUGGGACUUUGGAGCCUUCAGACAUCUGCAGAUCCUCAUGAAGCAAACAAAAUUCAACUCUUCAAUGUUUGCCCAUGUUUUCUCAGAAGCAGGAAAGUACGUGUUUGUGGACAGUGCUGUCCCUGAGUGGAGUAUUGUUGUGGUGGUCAGUGGGGAGGGGACAGAAUGUGACACCAGGGCUGCCGCGUUUCAACCCAUGACUCCAGGACACUUGGUCAAAUACGGCAUUGUAAAAAAUCACCGCCUCAACCUUCUGCCUGACUGGGGGCUCAUUGUUGGGAUCCUGAGUCUGCUGUUGGUCCUAGUUGUAGUCCUGACCACAACUGUGCUGGUUCUGCGACCCAGCAAAACGAAACUCGUUCCCCACUGGAAGAUAAGACCAAAGUGGCGCAGCCUCGGAGAGCCUUUUUGCCCAGCUGAGUGUGUUUGCAGUAGAGAAAGCACAACUGUCCAGAGUCAAGGCGCCGUUCUCGCCAGUCGAGGUGUAGGCGAGGGAGCAGAAGCUGAGGAACCUGCAGUCAUAAAGGGAGGAAGUGUGUCAGGCUGCCUGGAUCUGGAGGAGUUUAAUGUGAAGACUCUUUAUGACAAGCUAGAGGACCAGAACCUCCACAUCGCUGCCCAGCUGGCCAGACAUCGCAAAGACAUGCAGGAAUUUUAUAGGAAUAUAUGCCAGCAGGCUGAAUCACUGAAGGAUGUGUUUGAAAAUAUGGAUAGUAAAAACCUGAGUCUCCUUAAAGAGAUUCUAGUCCACAAUGUGAGGAAGGAAGUGUUAUCACACACUCAUCUGGAAGAGGGAGACAACCAAGCAGACAUUUCCACCGGCCAAGCUGAGGCCUCCGUGUCUUUACUGGGAACUGUUCUCAGAUCAGUCGAAGCUCUUUUAUGCAAGCUGACAGGAGAAGCUUGGCAGAACCAGGAUCUGCGUGGUCUUCCAUAUUGCCAUGGUUCAAGAGACUCUGAGGCUCAGGUUGGAUACAUGCAGCCUGGUAACACCAAUAUGUGUUUUACACAGUGCUCAUCAACGUCUCUGAAUAAAGGAGAAGCUAUUUCUCAUGAGACAGACUGUGCACAGACAGCUGCCCCUUGUUUCAGUGAAGACGAUCUAUCCAGAUUGGUCACCGUAUCUCCAUUGUUCAAAACUCUGCAGGAGAUUCAGCAGUCUUUACAGCAGCUUACCACAGAUGAGUCAUGUCAGCAUUCCCAUCCAGCAGAGACGGGGCCUUCGGUCCAAGAGAACCACAACGAGCGUCUGAUUCCGACUGCGCUGGACAGCCUGUCUCCACAGCACUCGGCUGUUUACCUUUUUGGUUGCCACGUGGUGCAGUGGCUCGCAGAUUCCCCCACGUUCCCCUCUGUGCUUCUUUUACUGGCAAAGUCGGUUCCCUUUUGCUCAUCUUCCUCUAAUGAGAAUCCCCUGGCUCUUUUCACUGGGGACUUCUAUUUUGAUCCGACCAAUCAAAUCCUUUAUCUGUCAGAGGCAAAGCUUCAGCAUGUGGGACACUUUAUUGCUGUCAUCCUGCUGUCCAUGGCCCACAUAGCAGUAGGAUCCAAACCCCAGAGGUUUCUGCAAGCUCUGCAUGAAGCCAUUUCAGCUGUAAGCCUUCAGCUGUUCAACCUUUCUUUUAAAUGGAGCCCAGCAGAGUCUAAUUUUGAUGCAUUAGGUGGGCGGCACGGGGCAUUAGUGGAGCAAUUUCUCAAUAUCAGAGUUCCCUCUGAAGCGCGCUUCACUGAGUCCCUGUUAGCUAGAAGACUUGAGAAAUAUAAGUAUUUUAAACUGGAGGAUCUUAUCUGCAACCUCAAACAAAGAUCAACUCCAAAUGCGGUUUUACCCCCAAAUGGGACACCAGUGCAGAUGUCAUGCAUAGAGGAAGAAAUUGACCGCAUGAGUGAAUCUUUCCUGCAGCUAAGCAUGCAGAUGCAGAGGAGAUCUCAAAUAAGCACAAUGUUAAAGGAGAGAGAGAACGGCGCUGCAGAAAAGGCGUGGGAAACAUCAACAAGCACGCCGAGCCUGAGUCGUGACGGAACGAUCCUGUUGGAGCUGAAGAGAUGUUACGUGUCACAGCGACUCGACGAGCUGCAAACCACAUUAAACCAAAUGAGACGUUGCCAGCUGCGUGGCGCCGAGCCGAGAGACGGAACGAGAGGCCGCGAGGAAAGCGACGACGGCUCCGAUCGGCACAGAGAAAAGGAGCGCGAUCCUGCCACGGAGCGCCGCAGUCCUCUAGACCGCCAGCGGAGUGCCGCUCUUUCAGCUGGUCAGAAACUCAGCCCACGCAGCCCGGACAGAGCAGAGGUCUUUUAAAUGAUAAAGCGGAGAGUUACAUUUCCGACCAGCAGAGAAGCGGCUCUGUUCAGACCAACAAUCCUGACGUCUUAAUGGAUCAAACUCUCCGGCGCACCAAAGAUCAACUCCAUUAAAAAAAUAAAAUAAAAUCCCCCAGGGAAAUCUAAAG
This is a messenger RNA of Poecilia latipinna (sailfin molly), 8346 nucleotides long. Its product is annotated as zonadhesin-like. The coding region runs from base 189 to 8195 and encodes 2668 amino acids. The record is from RefSeq and is a predicted model, not a curated record. The transcript has 52 exons. Lineage: Eukaryota; Metazoa; Chordata; Actinopteri; Cyprinodontiformes; Poeciliidae.